UUCGGGGAAGUGAAAAUUAACUAUUUUAUAAAAAUCAAUAAAGAGCUUUUCUAUUCGCCAUUGUAUAUGUAUAUUGUAAAAUUAUUAUUAAUUUGGUCGUCUUUAUUACAAUUCUAAAGCGAAAAAUAAAAUGAUACGAUCGCGUGCUAUGUACUUAAUUCAAGAAUUUCAUUUAAUAAAUUGAAAAUGUUUGUGGUACUUGUAAUAGUACUGGCAUCGGUUCAGUCUGUGUUUAUGUAUUGUGGCCCUUAUAAUGGUCAAAUAUGUAAGCAUUAUUCAACUGGAUACGUCUGGUAUAAUAGUACGGGUGGACUCGAAAAUGAAAAUAUCGCCACGGGGCUUUGGAAAGAAAUGAUAUCAACACUUAAAGAACCGUGCAGAAGUAAAGCAGAAAAACUACUUUGUGCUUACGCCUUUCCAAAAUGUAAUAAUAAGGAUGGGGUUGGCUACUAUGCCUUACCUCUGUGUUAUGAAGAUUGCAUUGCAGUGAAGAUGCAGUUUUGUUUUAAUGAAUGGGCUGUUAUCGAAGAGCAGAAACGACGUGGUGUUUUUUUCGAAUCUCGAGGUCAUUUCCGGUUUCCCGAUUGCGAAGAGUUACCGAAAUUUUCUGGGAAAGGCUCUGAAAUCUCUUGUCACUAUACAGGUAUCACUGAAAUGGAUUAUAGUCAAAUUACAAAAACAUGUUAUCAUGGUAAUGGGAGAUAUUAUCAAGGGACAGUGAAUACAACUGAAACUGGUCUUGCUUGUCAAGCUUGGGAAACACAGUAUCCACAACAGCAUACAAGACCACCUCUAGUAUUUCCAGAAGUACAGAAUGCUACCAACUACUGCAGAAACGCUGGUGGUGAAGAGAAAAAGCCUUGGUGUUACACAAUGAACCCCAAUGUUAGAUGGGAGCACUGUGAUAUUCCAAUGUGUGCCAAUUCUAGUGAUGGUGUUGAUAAUGAAAAUGGUCCCAUAGUUAUGGAAAACUAUUUCACUCCUACUUUUGUAUUGAUUUUAUCAAUUGGAGGUCUUGUGGGUGUUUUGGGUAUUGCCUCCAUUGCUUUGCUCUGUCACUAUGUAUUAAAGAAUCACUACUCUAAAUGUAAUAUUACAAAUAGGAGAAAUUUAAAUAAUGUGGAUAUUGAUUUGGACAAGCUUCCUAGCAAUAUGGCAUACCACACAACUGGAGCCCAGCUGAAUCCAAAGUUGGAAAAGUUAGAGUUUCCGAGAAAUAAUAUAAUAUACAUUCGGGAUCUUGGACAAGGUGCAUUUGGUAGAGUGUUUCAGGCAAAAGCACCAGGCUUAGUGCCAGAAGAAGAAUUUACUUUAGUUGCAGUCAAAAUGCUUAAAGAUGAGGCUUCCCAUGAUCUCCAAUUAGAUUUUGAAAGAGAGGCAUGUUUAUUGGCUGAUUUUGAUCAUCCUAACAUUGUAAAAUUAUUGGGUGUAUGUGCUGUUGGAAGACCAAUGUGUUUACUGUUUGAAUUUAUGGGAAAAGGAGAUCUAAAUGAAUACCUCAGAGCCUGCAGUACAGCACCAAAUUAUCCACCUGGUGUUGAGAACCGAGAAGACAUGAGACUUCUAGCAACUCCACUAAGCCAUUUAGAUCUGCUACAUAUAUCAAGGCAAAUUGCAUCAGGAAUGGUGUAUCUGUCAGAUAGAAAGUUUGUACAUCGGGAUCUGGCUACAAGAAAUUGUCUCAUCAAUGAUGAUAUGGUAGUGAAAAUUGCUGAUUUUGGUCUAUCCCAUAAAAUCUAUUUACAAGAUUAUUAUAAAGGGGAUGAACAUGAUGCCAUCCCUGUACGGUGGAUGCCACUUGAGAGCAUAUUAUACAAUAAAUAUACCCUUGAAUCAGAUGUGUGGGCAUAUGGAGUGUGCUUAUGGGAAAUAUUCUCUUUUGCUUUGCAGCCAUAUUUUGGUAUGACCCACGAGGAAGUAGUUAGGUUCUUAAAAGAUGGCAAUGUUCUUGCUUGUCCUGACAAUACACCUAGAUGUGUUUACGACUUGAUGAAACAAUGCUGGAAUCAUCAUCCCAGUGAUCGUCCAAACUUUAGAGUGAUCUAUCAAACUAUAGAUAAUAUUCAAGUGAUAUUAGAAAGAAGUCAUUCGGAGUGAUAAUUUAAAUGAUAUUUUCUAUGUUCAUAUAUUGACUGUAUGGAUAUGUAAUGCAAAAGUAGCUUUACAAUUGAUAUGAUCUUUUAUUAAGACAUUUUGAUAAAUUUUUAUGUACUUACUUUGAUGUUGUAAACAAAACCUGUUUACAAAUUUUAUAGGUUGUAUCGGUUUUGCACAAUUAACAUUUUUAUUGCUCAUUUUUAAUCAUUUUAGUUUUUAAAUUAAUUAAUAGUCUACAAAGACUGAUUUUUUAUUAUAACCAGUAUUCAAAUGUAAUUAUUUAUACAAGCGCUGUACAUAAACUGUAAACUUUGUUACUUUUACGAUAUAACAGUUAUUUUAAUAACCUUUAUUUAUGUUUGGUAUCAUGUUUAGAAUAAGUUCUAUACCCGUGAACAAUGUGUUUGCCAAAACAUCAAUAAAAGAUUAUAUAUUUUGUUAAAUUAAGAAUGUGAAAGAAAUACUUAUAUUUUUAUAUUUAAUCAUAAUUAUAAAUAAGCCACUUGUACAUCAUGAUUUCAAUAUUGUCACUUAAGAUCUUUUUUAUUGAAGUAGUCGUUACUUUGCGGAAAUCCAUAAUAAUACAAAUUAUUUAAGUUUUCUUUAGUGUUAAUUCCGCCAAUAUUUGUUUUGAGUCUCGUGCCAGGUUUUGGCAAGACAACACAUCCUGAGGAUGCCUCGUGUAGAGGCGAACACAUGUUGAAUUGUUUAUAAACAAAUAUUGGCGGAAUUAACCCUAAAGAAAACUUGAAUCAUUUGUACACAUAAGACCUGCCAACUUCCUUCUUAGAACAAGAGACAAUUGAUACUUUGGAUUCUUUUAAAAUUAUUUUGAUAUUAUUCUGCCCCGAGAUAAGAAUAAUUGUCGUCAGAUGACAACAAUUAUUCUUUAGUAGAUACUGUAUUUCCAACUAAUUGAACAUGUACAGUUGAAAUGAAUGAAAAUACUGGAUGCAUUUUUAUAGAUAAGGUUAAAUGUAAGUAAAAUAAGAGUAAAUGUUUUCGUACAUUAAUUAUGUAGCGUUCAUUUUGCAUGACUUGGAAACAACCCAGCUUGCAAAUCAAUUGGUGAUUCUUGAUUGUGACAAUACAUAAUAAUAUUAUUUUAUGUAUUGGUUUUACCAAAGGGUAAUUAAAUUUUUACUAGCUAUUAGUUCUCUCUAAUAUUCACUUCACUGCCACUGAUUAAAUGUUAUUUUAUAUUUGUAAUUAUAAUCUUAAAGAAUCUAGAAUUUAUAUUAUUAUUUUGGUGCAAAAAGGCGAAAACAUCGGUUCCAUAAUGGGUCGAACAAGUCGAAUGAAAUUAAUUUUAGAAUUCUAUAUAUGAAAUCUCAUAUAAUGAUGUGUGAAACUCAUGUAUGAACCUGCAAGAGAUUUCAUAUAUAGAAUUCUAAAACUUGUUUCGUUUGGCUUGUAUAAGUGUGUGUUCACCUUAAGUGUCAGAAUGCAGAAAUGUAAUGGGUACUUAUAGGUUAUUGUGACAAGAUGGUACUCAAAUGAAUUAAUUUAAAUUAGCACCAGCUUUUAUCUGGUUAUUAUUAUUUUAAAAUAAUUGUUUGCGCUAAAUCUUUGAGGUUUCAUUUGCUGAAUGUUUUUUAUUUAUUUUUGAAUGGAGGCUUCCAUGAAGCAUAUGAAUAAGCUAGUUAUGUUGUCAGUUCUUGUUAAGAUUAAAUUUGUAAUGAUA
Messenger RNA from Leptidea sinapis, 3781 nucleotides. It is a transcript of the gene Nrk, whose product is annotated as tyrosine-protein kinase transmembrane receptor Ror2. The transcript has a single exon. NCBI's taxonomy places the organism in Eukaryota, Metazoa, Arthropoda, Insecta, Lepidoptera, Pieridae. The coding region runs from base 187 to 2097 and encodes 636 amino acids. Gene Ontology annotation, cellular component: signaling receptor complex. The record is from RefSeq and is a predicted model, not a curated record. Gene Ontology annotation, molecular function: protein binding; ATP binding; transmembrane receptor protein tyrosine kinase activity. Gene Ontology annotation, biological process: cell surface receptor protein tyrosine kinase signaling pathway; positive regulation of kinase activity; multicellular organism development.